AUGUCUACGGGCGGCGGAGCUGGUUAUAACCCAGAACAGGUCAUCAACCAAGACAAGAACGACAAGGGCUUCAUGGGCAAGCUCAAAGAUGCCCUUAAACCCACCAAGCAUAGCUCCGUGGGCCCAACGGCCGGGCAACCGGCGACGGGCGUGGGAGAGGCGCACUACAGCCGGCCGCAGGAGGGCCCGGCCAUGACCGAGACGCAGAGGGAAGAUAAUAUGCCGAGCUACUCUGGCAUGCGGCACCAGGGCCAGGACACCACCAGCGGCAUCACCAAUGCGCUCAAGCCGGGCACGGAACCCAGCGCCUAUAGCCGCGAGGCCAAUGCGGUGCGCGAGAUGACGGAUCCAAUGACAAAGUCCACUCCCAGCAUCAGUAAGAAGCUGGAAGGAGGACUUGGAUCCGAUCCGGGCUACAUAGAGUCCAAUAAGAAGUUUCUGAAUGCUCCUUUCCCAAGAAUCGUCGUGCAUGAAAGCGAUCGCAUUGUCGUUAAGAUCGCAGGAAGAUACAAACAUCCAGCCUUCUCGCGCUGGGCGAGAUUUGGAGCAAGCUCUUCUCGAGAAGGUAACACGCAGUACGAGAUCGAUGUCAAUGACAACUAG
Molecule: messenger RNA, 603 nt
Organism: Pestalotiopsis fici W106-1
Lineage: Eukaryota; Fungi; Ascomycota; Sordariomycetes; Amphisphaeriales; Sporocadaceae
Exons: 3
Coding region: 1-603 (200 amino acids)
Source: RefSeq, a predicted model, not a curated record